AUGCCUAAGCGGGCUUUAGAGGGGCGGUCAACAAAAAGGAGGCGACCGGCAAAAGUACCACGAAAUGAUGACUUAUGUCUUCAAGCAGAACCAGUGUCUGAUGAACCAGUGUCUCGUGCAGAACCAGUGUCGAGUGAUGCUAUUAAUUACGACUUAUUAGCUGCAGCAAUCUUAAGACAAUCCCAAACUUUGUCCCAAAACCAGACAAAUUCGAGUGAUACCACCAUGGAUAUCCUGCAGCCAUGUGUUCAAAACCAGGGUGAUAUCGAAGCCCACGCCCAUCCAAUGGCAAGUCAGCAAACAACAACAUCAACAGUUAGUGACAACCAGCCUCAGCAAAAUAUUGCAGACUUAGUUAGUGCGUUAUUACAACAAGACGGUCAAGGUGAGCCAGCAACUGCCAAUCUUAAAAAUGUUAUUGAUUUAUCUGAUGGGAUUCCUCUUGGGGCUGCAACACCUCAUCGAUUAAAAGCUAAGAUCUGGGCAAAUCAAUUUAUUGAUUUAGGUUUGCUGUUGCAGCGUCGAGAGGAUCCUAUUUCGUUAAACAUAUCAUCUGGGUCCCUUAUUGUACAGCAAGGGUCAUCAAAGCCCAAAUUGCCAAUGUCAAUUCAGCAAUGGACUGAUGCUUUUUUGAUUUUUAUGGGAAUUUUUAUUGAAAAAUAUCCAGAACAGGCUCCCCAUCUCCUAAAGUACUGCUAUUUUAUUAGAGAAAUGAACAAAAUGUUAGGAGAUAAGGCCUGGAGAAUCUAUGAUGAGAAUUUUCGGAUGUUGAAAGAAACUGUUGAGUUACCGUGGCAAAAACCGGUUGAAGAAUUAAGAAUCAAGGCUGCUUCUAGCAAUUAUCAAUUUCAGCAGCCCUUUCGAGCAAACACAGGCAAUAAGCCUAUAAGAUUCUGCUAUGCCUUUAACAAUGGGGAACAAUGCACUCAUAACCCCUGCUCAUUUGCCCACAGGUGUCAAUCAUGCUCAGGAUCACAUGCAAGAGCCAAUUGUAGAUUUCGUAAACAAAAACCAACAAAUACCAACACUGUCACCAAGUCCUCAACAAUCACCCAGCCAACUACCUUCCCCAGUCAACCCAAAAAGUUUAGGUGAAUUUUUAGUUGAUUAUGACAGUGAUCAGGCUUCGUACUUGAUAAAUGGCUUUACUCAUGGUUUUAGAUUAGGUUGUACUUCUGCUCCUUCAUCCUGUGUACCUCAAAACCAUAAAUCCACAUUAGAUCACCCAGACAUUAUAGAAGAUUAUAUACAAACAGGGUUAAACAAAGGAAGAAUUGCAGGUCCAUUUUCAAACAAACCUUUUGAACAAUUUGUGGUAUCUCCAUUAGGUUUAGUGCCAAAAGGCAGUACAGGAAAAUUUAGGGUAAUUCAUGAUCUUUCAUUCCCUAAAAAUCAAUCAGUAAAUUCCAAUAUACCAAGAGAAAAUUCAGCUGUUCAGUACGAUUCCAUAGAUCAGGUAGUUGAUUUAGUUCAAAAGUUUGGGCGUGAAUGUUUAAUGGCAAAGACUGACAUUGAAGAUGCUUUCCGGAUCAUACCUAUUCAUCCAGCUGAUUACUACCUGCUAGGGUUUACUUGGGAAGGUCAAUACUAUUAUGACAAAUGUCUUCCUAUGGGAGCGAGUAGUAGCUGUCAAAUCUUUGAAUCAUUUAGUUCUGCUCUCCAAUGGGUCAUGGAAAAUGUCUUCAAUGCUUCGGGUAUGUCCCAUAUUUUAGAUGAUUUUUUCUUUGUGGGACCCCCAAAUUCAAUAACCUGUAGAAACGAUCUUGCUAGUUUUUUAUUUCUAUGUAAAAAAAUUGGGGUGCCAAUAAAAAUGGAAAAAACUCAGGCACCUACGACCAACAUUGUCAUUUAUGGUAUAGA
Molecule: messenger RNA, 1860 nt
Organism: Magallana angulata
Lineage: Eukaryota; Metazoa; Mollusca; Bivalvia; Ostreida; Ostreidae
Exons: 1
Coding region: 1-1095 (364 amino acids)
Source: RefSeq, a predicted model, not a curated record